Acromyrmex echinatior (Panamanian leafcutter ant) is the source of this 4740-nucleotide messenger RNA. RefSeq names its product Chromatin assembly factor 1, p180 subunit. Gene Ontology annotation, molecular function: protein binding. Gene Ontology annotation, biological process: cilium assembly; nucleosome assembly. NCBI's taxonomy places the organism in Eukaryota, Metazoa, Arthropoda, Insecta, Hymenoptera, Formicidae. The record is from RefSeq and is a predicted model, not a curated record. Gene Ontology annotation, cellular component: CAF-1 complex; nucleus; axoneme.
AUGGAUCAAGUUACAAGCUAUUCACCCUGCUGGAUACGCGGCAGCAAAAUCGAAGAAAUCGUUUGGAUCGGCAAGGACGUGCUCGCCUGGUGUACCGGCGUGUACAUCGUGUUCUUUCACAUCGUCAAGAGGCAGCAAACGCUAUAUUGGUGUUGGAAUGAUGCGACCGGUGAUGGUGCUCGCUGUAUAUCCGGUCACGUGUCCUCGCCGAUUUUCGCCUUCUCCGAGAGAUCGCUGAACCCGCGAAUUCUCGUCCUCGAGUAUCCUUCGAUGAUGAGAAUCUGCGAGUGUGUUGGAGGAUGCGACAGUGGUUACUUAGCGAUUGCGUUCACACCAAACGAUUAUCUCGUGUCGCUGGGCUCUUAUCCGAAUUUCCCGAUGAUUGUAUGGUGCUGGAGAACAGGAGAAAAAAUUGUGAUUAUCGACACACCUAUACGCGACGACAUCGGUCAAAUAAUCAAGAUAACUCAGACGGGAUGCACUAUCAUCGAUUACGAAGUUAAACUGCCGCAAGAAGCUAUGAUUCGCGGGAUCGAUUGGUGUCCGAAUAUGCCGACUAAUCCGCUAUUGGCUAUUACUGAUAUAGACGGUCAUGUAUAUUUGAGCAAUUACGACGGUACCAGUGUCCUUCGUAUCGUAUUUUCGCAACGCUGUGUGAUCUGUAUGAACAUUGAGACACCAGUCGUGUGUUGGUUUCGUGGCGGUAUCAUCCUUAAAACGACUUUCUGUCAGAUCCGCUACUUCAAGAAAAAACCGACGACCAAUGUCUGGCACAAACUAUGGUACAUCAAAUCGAUCAACAAACCUUAUAUUCUGAUCGCGCAUCCCUCUGAAAAUAAACUUUUCUACUACACUCUCGAGGGUUACUUGAUGCAGAUGAUGUUCUCUGAGGGUGAAGGCAUAACGCCAACGAUUCAUACGUACCUAUACCACGGUACUAAACAUCACUUUGUCGAUUUCUUGCAUCCUUGGUGUCAUCAUCUUGCGGCGACAGAUGACCUUAAAGAGUUAAGUAUCUUCGAAAGCUACAGCGGCAGUAAAGUCUCCAAAGUGGAACUUGAUAUAGAAGGCAAUAUAUCGGCUCUAGUUUCGCAUCCGGACAAUCCAUUGAUUGUUGUCGUUAGCGAUCGUGGUGAAAUGACAAUUCUGGGUAUCACUGAUCCGGAGCAACCGAUGAUACUGGCGCACUUUUGUCUCCAGAAGAAACCCUUAAAUUUUAUAAAAUUUUCCCACUCCGGCAAAUUUCUGAUCGUCGCACAGAAGGAGACGGGUAAUUGUUAUUGCGUGAAUCUGCAAAGCGAUGCUCCGUGGGAAGUAAUGGCCCAGCUUCAAGCGAAGGGAGGCUUUGUCGACGUGGUGCUGUAUGAUGAGGCGAGCACAAACCUAAAGGUGCUCGUGCUCCACGCGAUAUUGUUAGAUGUCAAAGGAACAAUGUACGAGUCGUUCUGCUCGGUGGGCCAGCAGCUGCACGUGUACAACAUCGACACUGAUAAACGUCUGGUCAACAAGAUCAUCGACAUUGUAACAUUGCCCACAGUCUUUUACGAGUUGUGUCACGCGCCUGACGAUCCUCAACUGCUAAUAGGUUCACCUUAUUUCGAACGGCAAUUGCAUAUAGUGAGGUUGCAACACUUCAAGUACGCGACCUUGAUGGACGCAGUGGUGACGGGUCAUCAUGUACGACUCGCUCAUGUCGUCGCUGAUCGACGUUGGAUUGUUACGUGCGCUUAUGACGGAUUGGUCAUUAUUCGUGAUGGAACAAUACAGCAAGUCGUUGCCGUGAUACCAAUGCACCAUAGACUCGACUCGGGCAACCGGAAGGCUAUCGUCAGUUCCGACGUACAGGAGAGUACAGAGUCACCGCCCGCGAAUGAAAAAAGCGUCUACUCGGUGGACUAUGAACAGUACGAAAAAAGAAAAGAAAAGAUACUCUCAGAUUAUGCCUCUCUGGAUCCAGCAAUCCGUGCCUCGUUGACCCGAGCCAGAAUAAACUUCCCGGCAAUCGACGAGAAAGGAUUUGAAACCUGGGAAGAAUGGCAGCAGAACAUGCAGCUGCGUGAAGAAACAAGAUUUUACGCUGCGAAGAAGGCCGCCAUUGCGAAGGAUCUGGAAGCUUUGAAGGUCACUAUCAGACAACUCCUCGACGCCAACGAGACCUAUUCAGAGAUAGAGAAAUUACCGGUGUCCGCGUUUGACCUGAACAAAGCAGGCCGUGAUCAGAGAUUAAAAAUGGCCGAAAACGAACGCGAGAAUGUCUGUAUAGAACUCGAGCAUCACUGUGCCUCGAUAGAUCGUGUGGCCAGCUGGAUGAAAGCGACUUUCUGGGAUCCGCAGAUCGUCUUAGGUCGCUCGAUAUUCUCCUUUCGCGAUGACACGGAGGUGACGAAUUAUCCGCUGACCAAGGAAGAUCCAUACUUCAAGGAGCAUCUGCAAUUGGCACAAUUUAGUAGGGAUUCGGUGAGCGAUAUUUAUGACACUUUCCAGACGUGGUACCACUACACGGAGGAGCAACUGCAGGUGGAAUUGAGCAAACCCGUCCGGAUGUAUCGCGAGGAUGAGAAACGCAAAAAAGACUUGGAAGUUGAGAUCGAUCCUGAGGAACUAGCGGAGCUGCGGGCGGUCAAUGGCAUGACAACGCAUCAGUUCGUCGAGCAAUCGUCUUACUAUUACUCGCAGUUGGAAUCUUACGGGUUCACGCACGUAAUGCUGGACAAUCGUUAUCUGAUGCACGAUUAUAAAAAGCUCCUUGACUACUUCAACAAGCUCUUCGACGACAUGUACGCGACGAAAGAGCGGGAAACGAAUGUGAUACGGGAGAGAAACGAACGGAUAUAUUAUAUAGAUUCCGAGCUGAGGAUAAUGUUCGACCAGAGCGUGCCGCAGGUUCCUGUUGAUCCGCAGUGGCAUCCCAAGGAGAAAGUAGAGAGCAUUAUUCAAGUGCUCCAAGAUGAGGUCAAGGCGAAGCCGUACGUGUCGCCAUCGCAACAGGAAAUCCUGGAUAGGCAAGCAGUGGAAGCAGAACGAAUUAGACAGUUGUUAUUGGCCGAUGAUUUUCGCGAGCGCGCCCUGAUUAAGAUGAUGGACGGUGUGUUAGAGAUUCGCUGGGAAGAUACUAUAAAGAUAGACGUGGGCAAGCCUGCGUGCAUGCUGGAAAAACAACCGGAGAAGUACACGCCCGACGACAUCGCGGCCAUAAGGAAGUACGAAGCGGAUGUGGAGAGUCUUCGGCAAGAACGUGAUCGUUACAGAAAGAUACUCGAAGCUGAUUACGCGAAGAUCAAUGGACUUCUGCAGGAAGGCAUCGACAAAUUCGACGCCAAGUUGAAUGAAUUCUUUCAGCUAAAACUAAAAGUCGAUGCAGCGAUAAAUCAAUUGAAGCUACGAAAUAUUCGCGGCCGUAUGCGUAUUCUUGCGCGGAUCGAGGAUGUGAAAGAAGAAGACGGGAUGAAAAAAGAGAUAUCCGAGAAAUGUCAAUACGAAAACACGCUGAAGGAACACGUACAGAAACUGAACGACGUCUAUCAGGAUAUGAUCGCACAAUACGACGCACUCUGCACUUGUGAGAAAGAGAUGAUGAAAAAAUUUCACCAUGAAUUUGCCGCAUUAUCGAAGGUCAAUGUCGAACUUCUCGAACGGCAAUACAAGCGAAGACCGCGAGUAUCCUUGAGGAACGUCGCUGUCAGCGAUCUGCUCAAUCUCGCGAAGUAUCUCGUACAUCAUACUAAGCCGGCUUAUUUUCCAACCGAAUGCGCGGAUUAUUCAAAGAUCCUGGAGAACCUGGACGUGCGACCCAGCGAAUUACCGCAAUCGAUUGAUGCGAGUCACUGGGACCAACUGACGCAAUCGCGUCGUCAAAAGAUUAACGUUGAGCUAAAGAUCAAGGCUCGGCAGCUGGAGAUAACCGCGGUGGAGCGAACGAUUAGCGUGUUCGAAGAUAAGAUCAAUGCAUGUAAAUCGAAUGUGACCCUCCUCAUAGAUCGGUUCAGGACAGCGAGGGAGGAGCGGAUGAUGCGCGAGCAAGACGCGCAGGUGCAGCUGGUGCUGAAGAAAGGCCAAGUGGAGCUCCAACUAUAUGGUGAAUGCCACGACGCGGCGGAUGCUAUUUUGAUACCACGCGAAGAAAUCGAGAAAGUCAAUGAGCACAUCUAUAUUGCGGGUGCACGUAAAAUAGACGUUCUGAAACGUAUAAUCGAUUUCCGCUAUGGGAUGCUGUUGACCGAGUGGGAGCAUCGUUGCCUAAAAACGCGCUUCAAGGAGCUGAAGGAGGAUCUGCAUUCCUUGAAGGACGUCACGGUCACCCGAGAUAUGCACACCUAUUUGAAGAGAAAGGCCAAGGGACUGCGUGACGAUAAAACUGCAGUGCAUCUCGAGAAGGAGAUCGAGACUAUGAAGAAAUCUUUGGACAAAGCUUUGUCCAAAGAGAUGAAUAAAGUCGAGAAACUCCGGCAGAAGAUUGCCCGCGUGAAAAAAAAGAAUACUGAGCUCGAUCGAGUGAUUACUGAGAUGAACGUGGCAAGAUGGGAAUUGGAGUAUCAACGCGACGUCAUCGGGGAGAUAAGGCAACGCGAGCAUACGGACCAAAAGAUACGUCUCUUCAAACAACGAUCCGAUUUGAUCAAGAAGCUCCAGAAAAAUUAUGCUGAGCUUCUGGUGUUGCAGACCGAGCACGAGCUAUUACGAUUGCGAAUGUAUCCCACCUUGGGACCUUUACAGAUGUUGGACGAUAAGGAUAAAAUUUGA